Molecule: messenger RNA, 738 nt
Organism: Gastrolobium bilobum
Lineage: Eukaryota; Viridiplantae; Streptophyta; Magnoliopsida; Fabales; Fabaceae
Product: prolyl 4-hydroxylase 1-like
Exons: 5
Coding region: 52-423 (123 amino acids)
Biological process (GO): peptidyl-proline hydroxylation to 4-hydroxy-L-proline
Cellular component (GO): endoplasmic reticulum
Molecular function (GO): procollagen-proline 4-dioxygenase activity; L-ascorbic acid binding; iron ion binding
Source: RefSeq, a predicted model, not a curated record
GAAAAAAGAAUUUCUGUCUAUUCUCAAGUACCAAUUGAACAUGGAGAGCCUAUGCAAGUCCUGAGGUAUGAGAAGAAUCAGUUUUACAAACCACAUCAUGACUAUUUUUCUGAUACUUUCAACUUGAAGCGUGGUGGGCAGCGAGUAGCUACAAUGCUACUGUAUUUAAGUGACAAUGUUGAGGGAGGGGAAACAUAUUUCCCAGUGGCUGGUUCAGGUGAAUGUAGCUGUGGUGGGAAAUUUGUCAAAGGGCUAUCAGUGAAACCAAUCAAAGGAAAUGCAGUGCUUUUCUGGAGUAUGGGACUGGAUGGACAGGUAGAUCUGAAUAGUGUGCAUGGAGGAUGUGAGGUACUCUCUGGGGAGAAGUGGUCAGCUACCAAGUGGAUGAGGCAGGGAUUUCUCCCCUCAUAUUCGUCCUUAUAAAAAAAAUAAGUUUGAUUAGUUAUUGGUAAUAUAAAUAUUUGAUAGUGGUAAAAGCUUCAAUCAAUAAACUACAGCGUAGUGUGAUAUUAUUAUUUGCGCCGGGGAUGGUUUAGUCUAUAUCAUUGUGUAUCUUUGCGACCCUCUUUUUAUUCUAGUUUCUGGUAGAUCUAGACAUUUUAUCGGGAUUAUCAUUGGUCUUGGUCACAAGAAUGCUUUAAAUCGAUUACGUCCCGGUAAUAUAUUCCGCAAAACUAAUCUGUUUGUAAUGAUUUACGAAAUCCUUUUUAGUUUAGAGGAUGAGAACUUUGGCGUAAG